Pongo pygmaeus (Bornean orangutan) is the source of this 4072-nucleotide messenger RNA. Its product is annotated as rootletin-like. NCBI's taxonomy places the organism in Eukaryota, Metazoa, Chordata, Mammalia, Primates, Hominidae. Gene Ontology annotation, cellular component: centriole; centrosome. Gene Ontology annotation, biological process: centrosome cycle. The record is from RefSeq and is a predicted model, not a curated record.
GGCACAGGUGUGAGCCCAGAGAGGCCAUCCUGUCAGAGGCUGAGAGCGGCGUCCAGCUGAGAGGCUCCAAGUGCACCGCGGAUGCAUUGGAGGGCAGCCUGCGGGGGCUCUCGGGACAGCGGACCCCGUCCGCACCGCAGCGCUCCUAGCCGGGCCAAGGCCAUUCGCCCCGCCGAGGCCCCUCCCAGGCCUGCUCAGACUCCUCCAGGCUUGCUCGCCCUGAUUCACUCCGCCCUGCACAAGCGCCAGCUGCAGGUCCAGCCAUAGACAACUAGAGCAGCUGGAAGGGAAGCACUCAGUCCUGGCCAAGGAGCUGGUGGAGGUGAGGGAGGUGCUGAGCCACGCCACACUGCAACGGGAUAUGCUGCAGGCUGAGAAGGACGAGGUGUCCGAGGCGCUGACCAAGGCUGAGGCUGGCCGCAUGGAGCUCGAGCCCUCCAUGACCAAGCUGAGGGCAGAGGAGGCCUCCCUGCGGGACUCCCUGUCCAAGCUGAGCGCCCUCAACGAGAGCCUUGCUCAGGACAAGUUGGAUCUGAACCGCCUUGUCGCCCAGCUGGAGGAAGAAAAGGCCACCCUGCAGGGCCGGCAGUGGCAGGUGGAGCAGGAGGCCACAGUGGUGUAGGAAGAGCAGGAGCAGCUGGAGGAGCUCCAUCUCAAAUCAUCAUCAUCAUCAUCAUCAUCAGGCCCAGAGAGGGCAAGCCACUUCUUCAAGAGGACCCAAACUAGAUGCCAGGCAGGCCCUCUGCCUCUGGGAUUUUGCCCAUGUGGUUCACCAGGCCUAAGUCUGCUGGCCCAAGGAAAAGUUUCAACCCAACCCUGCCCUUUCCCCCAUUCCUCUCAUGCAGGGGAGUUGGUGGGCCUGCGGCAGCAAAUAAUAACUACACAGGAGAAAGCCAGUCUAGACAAGGAGCUGAUGGCCCAGAAGCUGGUGCAGGCUGAGAGGGCCCAGGCCUCUCUGCGGGAGCAGCAGGCAGCCCACGAGGAGGACUUGCAGUGACUCCAGAGUGAAAAGGAGGCAGCAUGGCAGGAGCUGGAGGCCAAGCGGGCUCAGCUGCAGAGUGAGCUGCAGUGUGAGCAGGAGGAGCUGCUGUCCGUCCGGCUGGAGGCUGAGAAGGAAGAGCUGAGUGAGGAGAUUGCUGCCCUGCCGCAGGAGCACGAUGAGGGCCUCCUCCUGGCCAACAGCAAGAAGCAGCAGGCCUUGUCUCUGAAGGAGUCUGAGAAGACGGCGCUGUCAGAGAAGUUGAUGGGUACACGGCACAGCCUGGCCACCAUCUCCCUGGAGAUGGAGAGGCAGAAACGAGAUGCCCAGAGCCGGCAGGAGCAGGACCAGAGCACCGUGAAUUCUCUGACAUCCGAGAUGUGGGACCUAAGGGCCCAGCUGGAGGAGGCUGCUGCGGCCCACACCCAGGAGGUGAGGAGGCUGCAAGAGCAGGUCUGAGACCUGGGCAAGCAGCGGGACUCCUCUCUUUGUGAGGAAGAAGAGCUUUGGACCCAGCUGCGUCUCCUGGAGGAUGCCCAUGACGGGCUGCGGCGGGAGCUGCUGGAGGCCCAGUGCAAGCUGCCUGAGAGCCAGGAGGGCCGGGAGGUGCAGCACCAGGAGGCAGGCGAGCUGCGGCACAGCCUGGGCGAUGGCACCAAGGAGCCCAAGGCCCUGCAGUGCUCCAACGAGGAGCUUUGGGCCGCUGUGAAGAAGGCAGAGAGCGAGCGCAUCAGCCUGAAGCUUGCCAAUGAGAACAAGGAGCAGAAGCUGGUACUCCUAGAGGAGGCACGGACAGCUGUGGGCAAGGAGGCCGGGGAGCUGCGAACUGGGCUGGAGGAGGUGGAGCACUCAUGGCUGGAGGCUCGGCGGGAGCUGCAGGAGCUCCGGCAUCAGAUGAAGAUGCUGGACAGUGAGAACACCAGACUGGGCCAGGAGCUGGCGGAGCUGCAGGGCCACCUGGCGCUGGGUGAGCAGGCAGAGAAGGAGAGCAGGUGGGAGACCCUGGGCCUCCAGCAGGUGCUGAUGAAGGGUGAGGCCAGCCUGGAGGUGAUGUGGCAGGAGGUGACUGAGCAGGCGGGUGGGCUGGUGCCUCUUUCCUCCCCCCAGCAGGAAGCAGGUGGGCACCCCAAUGCUGGGACCAUUCUGAAAGGCCACUCCCUAGGUUUCGGUGUCCCUCCGCUGCUAAGGCAGGAUGUUCAUGGCAGGACCCGUGUCCUGCAGUUCCAGUGCCAGCCUCCAGGAAGUGGGGAAGGGCUCAGCACCUUAGAAUGCAGCCCUGGGUCUAAGCCACCAUCUCCAGGACCUGCCACCUCCCCGGCUCGUCCAGAGCUGGACCCGGAGGCAGUUCCUGGGGCCCUCCGGGAAUUCCUGCAGGAGCUAGGGAGUGCCCAGAGAGAACGGGAUGAACUUCGGACCCAGACCAGUGCCCUGAAUCGCCAGCUGGCCAAGAUGGAGGCUGAGAGGGACAGCGCAACCUCGAGGGUCAGGCAGCUGCAGAAGGCAGUGGCUGAGAGUGAGGAAGCCGGGUGCAGUGUGGAUGGGCGGCUGAGCGGGGUCAAGGCAGAGCUGGCGCUGCAGGAGGAGAUUGUGCGGCACAGUGAUCGGGGGCACCGGGCCACACUGGACCAGGUGGCCACACUGGAGAGGAGCCUGCAGGCCACCGAGAGCGAGCUCCAGGCCAGCCAGGAGAAGAUCAGCAAGAUGAAGGCCAGUGAAACAAAGCUGGAGGGCGACAAGCGGCGCCUGAAGGAACUCCCGGACGCCUCCGAGAGCCGCACCGUCAAGCUGGAGCUGCAGCGGCGCUCGCUUGUGGGGGAGCUGCAGAGCAGCCACCUGGGCCUGAGUGGCCUCGAGGCCCAAGCCCAGGCCCUCCAGGAUCCGGUGGAUUCCCUGCAGAGACAGGUGGCCGACAGCGAGGUGAAGGCAGGGACCCUGCAGCUGACUGUGGAGUGGCUGAAUGGGGCUCUGGCCAAGGUGGAGGAAAGCAAGGGGGCCCUGUGGGACAAGGUGUGGGGCCUCACAGAGGCCCUGGCCCAGAGCAGUGCCAGCCUCAACAGCACUCAGGACAAAAACCUGCAUCUACAGAAGGCUCUGACCGCCUGUGAACAUGACCACCAAGUACUCCCAGGCCGUGUCCCCCAGGAAUGGCUGGAUGCUGCCCGGCAGGCAUUAUCUGAGGCAUGGAAGCAGAGCAGCUCCCUGGGCGAGCAGGUGCAGAAGUUGCAAGGAGAGGUGGCUGACCUGCAGCUGCAGCGGAUGGAGGCAGAGGGCCAGCUACAACAGCUACAGGAGGUGCUGGGGCAGCGGCAGGAGGGUGAGGCUGCAGCCCUGCACACGGUCCAGAAGCUGCAGGACUAGCGGCGGCUGCUGCAGGAGCGCCUGGGCAGCCUGCAGCGUGCCCUGGCUCAGCUGGAAGCCAAGAAGCGGGAGGUGGAGUGCUCAGCCCUGCGGCUGGAGAAGGACCGUGUAGCCCUCAGGAGGACGCUGGGCAAGGUAGAGCAGGAGAAGCUUCGUAGCCGUGAGGACACAGUGCUGCUGAGCGCAGAGAAGGGCCACCUGGACCGCACCCUCACGGGGGCUGAGCUGGAGCUGGCAGAGGUGCAGAGGCAGAUCCAGCAGCUGGAGGCACAGGUGGUGGUGCUGGAGCGGAGCCAUAGCCAAGCCCAGCUGGAGGUGGAUGCGCAGCAGCAGCAGCUGGAGCUGCAGCAGGAGGUGGAGCGGUUGUGCAGUGCCCAGGCACAGACUGAGUGCACUUUGGAGCUUUGGGAGCAGGCACACCGCCAGAGGGUGCAUGGGCUGGAGGAGCAGGUGUGCAGGCCCCCUUGGAAGGCUGGGCCAGGAUGGAUGUGUGGGGCUGGAGGAAGAGGAGAGACCCAGGCAAGACCUCGUGGGUGUAGGCAGUUGAUGGCUCCGAUAACCAAAAAGGGUGGGGUUGGCUCUGCGCUGGUGUCAGCCAAGACCAGACCAGGAGUCACGGGAUGCUCCUGGGCCCCAGGCCUUCCUGCCAUGGCCCUGCUCCCCCUGGCUCCAUGCUCAGGGGCAGCCACACCAGGCCCCACACACAGACACACAGAUGCACAAAACAUGCCAUAA